Porites lobata is the source of this 27047-nucleotide messenger RNA. NCBI's taxonomy places the organism in Eukaryota, Metazoa, Cnidaria, Anthozoa, Scleractinia, Poritidae. The record is from the annotation of a GenBank genome assembly.
AUGACCUCGAACAGAAAGAGGCGGUUCAGUGAAUUUGACGAUUCCCAUUCUCUUGGGCACGAUUCAAGAGAAAAGAGGCGAAGAAGGGAGGAAGUUUUUUUCUCACGUGAUCAAAGAACUCGUCGUGACAGCUACAGGUUUGAUGGUCGCGGUACACGCGAUCAAGGCACUCGCAGUGAUAGAAGACGUCGUCGAGGUGCAUGCGAGCAACGUGGUCGUUUAGCAUAUGAUCGUCGGGAACGUGGUCGGGAAGAGGUUUCAAGAAAAAGAGUUGGAACGCGUCGUGACGAGGAAAGCGAUAAGCUUAGCGAGGUCGAGCCGAUAAGCUACAAAGCUUUGGAAGAGAUUUGCAAAUCUAAGCCUCUUGAAAAUGGGAUUGUCGAUCUCUGGAACAAACGUGAAAGAUUUCAAGCACUACUGGCUUCAAAGGAAGAAAUAAGACUUGGUUUGAUGCAGCUCAUUAUCCAAGCCAUACACCUGUGUUGCUCCACAAAGGGAGUGCAACAGUUCUCGGAAGACUUGUUGCGUGUCGUGGUUAAGGAAAACUUUGUCCAGCUACAUCUCAAUAGUUUUGUAAGCCGCAUGCUCUCGUUUUCGUCAACAGAAUUUCAGCCAUUUCAUGUCAUCUCACGACUGGCCGAUGUUUUUCUGGAAAUGAUAAAGAGGUUCGGACUUGACAUUGUUCAUUCUAUACCCAGCGCUCAACUCAAAGAAACUUUUGUAGAGCUCAAUAACAGGAACCGUAUAAACGAAGCAGGUGCUUUACAACGUAAAAUUCACCAGGUAGAGGCCUUAAAGAGAGAGAUAAUUGGCCAACAAUUUGUCCAGUUUGACCAUGACCAACCUGAACGUGAGCCCCAGAGCAACUUUCGAGAUAUCAGCGUUGUUCCACAAGCUGAAGAUCUGAGCGUGAGUAGUAAGCCGUUUCUUCGCGUCAACGUAGUUAACAGGAGUUACAAGGAUCUUGAGCACUACCUUGAUGUACAUUUUCGACUUUUGCGAGAGGACUGUGUUUCACCGUUACGUGAUGGGAUAAGGAGUCUUCGAAAAGACUAUGGUAGUGUUAAAGCAAGUAAUAGUAGCGGAAAUAAGACAGCAAAAGAAGUCCACGUUUACCGUGAAGUCGAAGUACUGUACCCAGAAUGCAGUAGGAAGGGAAUGGUUUACAGAAUCCGAUUUGACUCGCUGCACCACUCCUUAAGAUACGUCAACUGGGAGAAGAGCAAACGUUUCAAGUUUGGCUCCCUUCUUUGUCUUUCCGAAGAUGACUUCUACACUCUCCAUUUCGCAACCGUUGAGAGUCGAGAUGAUAUUUGCCGCGGCGAGCUUGAAGUGCGAUUUGAGGGCGUUGAGCUUGAAGAUUUAAACGGGUUUAUUGAGGCAAAGGUGAAGUUUGAUAUGGUGGAAUCUCCAACUUUCUUUGAAGCUUACCGUCACGUGUUAGAAGCUUUGAAGAAGAUUGAGCCAGAUGAAAUGCCUUUUCAAGAGCACAUAGUGAAGUGCAGUCCUAAAGUGCGACCACCUGUUUAUGAACAAAUAACGAAUGGUUGCUAUGACAUGAGAAGCAUUCUACGUUCUGAUUGGGCUCCACCUGAGAAUAAUAUUUGGUCUUGCGCAGACGAUGACAGUGUAGCCUCCAAUGACCCAAGCGAAGAUUUUGAUGACUACAGCAUGCAGUCCGAUGGUGAAAGUAUGGCUUCGAACUACGAACUCAGCAUUCACGACUUGCUUUACCACCGUGAAAGCCUCAAAUUAAAUUCUUCACAGCUGCGUGCAUUUCAGACGGCUCUAACGAGCAGAUUUGCCGUCAUUCAAGGACCGCCAGGAACUGGAAAGACGUAUGUUGGAUUGAAGAUAGCUCAAGUUCUUUUACAGACCACUGCGCUCUGGGAGAAUGAGGAAGAACGGGCACCAAUCUUGAUGGUGUCUUACACGAAUCAUGCCUUGGACCAGUUCUUGGAAGGGCUGUUACCAAUGACAGGUAAGAGUAACUUUACGUGUGCUAUAAACGUUAUAUCACAUGUAACGAUUGACAAGACACCUGUUGAUAACGAGAUAACAUGGUACCGGUGUAGUGUCAGUUUAGUUGAAUUGAAGUUUAAUUAGUUUAGUUUCAGUAGUUGUAAGGUUUACAGCUAUUAUCGAUAGAAGAAAAGUUUGUGGCGAUCUAUUGUACUUUGGUGCUAAGAAACAUGCCCUCCUAACAAAACUUCAAACUACACGUAAGUGUGUCUUAUUUACCAGAACUGGCUAGGGGACUCUUCACUUCAUAUAAAUUUCUCACUUUACAUUAUGGUGAACUAAUUAGUUAGUCAUUACCACAACUGAUUACCAAGAAUGUAACAUAUUGGUUAAAAGAGGUACACAGAAUGUCACACUUAAGAUUUAGAUUUUUUUGUGGAGAACUCUGAGGCUAGUUAUCCUCCCCUUUUCAUUGUUUCCAAAACAGAGCCAACAUAUUUUUGCGUAAUGUGGUUACAAUACGUAACCAGAAGAUUAAAAUGUAACAAGAAUAACACUCAAAAUAGUAGUGACCAGCUCGCCCACGUUUUGCAGACCUUGUUUGUUAUUAGUACAUUUCAGAAAAAUACUCUCAAAACCGUCAAAAGACAUAUUGUCCUCUAUAACGUCCAGAUAUGGCAGUUGGUUCGCUUUAGACAGAUCAUCCGGCCUAGAGUCGAUAACGAAAUUAACUUCCUUUAUAUUGUACAUUGGCCAAAGUCAAAGCUCUGGUUUUAUUAACAGGUAUUGUCCGUGUUGGUGGACGUUCAAAGAGCAUGAAACUGGAGCCUUAUUUCCUAAAAUUUCUUCGUGAACAAGCUCGUGAAAGCAAAGAAACUCCCGGAAGAAUACUCAGAGCGAGAAGAAAAGCCAACAGGAAAAUGAGAGAGAUCAACGAGAAUGGAGGCCUAGAGCUAUCCACGACCGUCCUAAAAUUUUCACGAAAAGGAGUUUUAUCGUACAUUGUGUUGAAGCAAUUUAUGUCAGAGCGUCAUGUUAAAUGGUUUGAAAGUGACAAGAGAAAGAGUGCUGUUGAUGUGUUCUGCGAGUGGCUUGGAGUGGAGAGACGUGUUUCACGACAAGAAGUUGAGGACAGUCGUGAUGGUGGGUAUGAUAAUGAAGAUUUUGAAAUGCAAGUAUCACUUCGUUACUACACAGACGAAUGUGAUGUUGACGAUGAAGAGAGCACGAACAUAAACCCAUCAGAUGUGGUUAUUUGUGAAGUAGAAGAUGCUGAAACGCCCAGAGAUCUACGCAGAAAACUUGAAGAUGAGGCAACAAUGUCUGAAGAAGAAGAAGAAAUACAGGUGUCUUUCUUGCAAAGUUUGACUGAACAGCAGCGCUGGAAACUUUAUAGGCUGUGGCUUAAGCGAGCUUUGAAACAUCACCUGCAACAAGUACAGAGCAAUCAACCAGAAUACGAGAAAGCAUGGCGUCGAUUGAAUGAGUUGACAUGGGAAGAAGAUUACAAUAUUCUUCAAAAAUCACGCGUAAUUGGCAUGACAACCUCGUGCGCUGCUAGAUACCGUCACAUUCUUCAACGCCUCCAUGUUUCCCCUAGAAUCGUUUUGGUUGAAGAGGCUGCUGAAGUACUGGAGGCUCACAUUAUUACGUCACUGACCAAAAGUUGCCAGCAUUUGAUUCUGAUAGGAGAUCAUCAGCAACUUAGGCCCAAUCCCUCUGUCUAUGAAUUGGCCAAGAAAUAUAAGUUGGAUGUGUCAAUGUUCGAGAGAAUGAUAACCGUUGGAAUUCCUUGCGAAAGACUUUCCUUGCAGCAUCGAAUGAGGCCCGAAAUUGCUGCCUUGAUGAAGCACAUCUACCCAGAUCUUGAGAAUCACCAGUCUGUGGAAAAAUAUGAAGACAUAAAAGGAAUGAAGAAAAACAUGUUCUUCGUUAACCACAGCUUCCUAGAGAAGUCCAGUACAGAGUCACUCAGUCACACGAAUGAGCACGAGGCAAGAUUUCUAGUUUCUCUGUGCCGCUAUCUACUACAGCAAGGCUACAAAGCCGAGCAAAUAACAAUUCUUACCACUUAUUCAGGACAAAUGUUUGCUAUAAGGGAUUGCCUCAGAAAUGAAAACGAUCAAGUGAUCAAAACGGUACGGCUGACAACUGUUGACAACUUUCAAGGUGAAGAAAACGACAUUAUCCUCCUUUCCCUUGUGCGCAGUAACAAGAGUGAGAAAGUUGGUUUCAUCAAAAUUGUCAACCGCGCAUGCGUGGCUCUUUCCCGUGCCAAGAUGGGGUUUUACUGCAUUGGAAACUUUGAACUUCUCUCUAAAUACAGUGAGUUCUGGAGUAAGAUUGUGGCAGAUCUGAAAGCGGGUGGCAGCAUUGGAAAUGCCUUGCCUCUUGCAUGUCAAAUUCAUAGCACUGAGGUUUUGGUGAAGACGGCCAAAGAUUUCAAGAAUAAAGUUCCUAACGGAGGUUGUUUGCGUCCGUGUAAAGUGCGUUUACAAUGCGGCCAUGCGUGCAGAAAGUCCUGUCAUCCCUAUGAUAUCGACCAUGUGCAAUACCGCUGUGGAGAGCCUUGUCACAAAAACGUCAGUGGUUGUGCUCACGUGUGUCCUAAUCUCUGUUGCGAAGAAUGUGAAAGAUAUUGUAAAAUUCCAGUUCAGAAAGGUCUACCAUUAUGUGGACACAUGCAAACGAUGGAUUGUGGUAAGGACCCAACGCAGGUUGAGUGCAAAACGCCAUGUGAGAAAACACUUCCAUGCAAUCAUCGAUGUCAAGAAAAUUGUGGCAAACCCUGCACGAAACGGUGCAAAGAGUUGGUGAGGAGGAAUGAUUGGCAAUGUGGACAUGAAGUUACUGUUGCAUGUUCCGCCACGCCUGCUGAUUGCCCAGUCCCUUGUAGGGCUAUUUUGAGCUGUAAUCACCCAUGUUCUGGAAAGUGUGGCGAAUGUAGAAUAGGUCGCGUACACAAACGAUGCAAAUUAAGGUGUGGUCGCGUGCUGGUUUGCUCUCACGUUUGUAGAGAGGCCUGCGUCAUGCCAUGCCCACCAUGUAGCAGAAAAUGUGAAAACUGUUGCAUACACAGCGAAUGCAAGAAACAAUGUAGCGAACCCUGUAAUCUCUGUCUAGAGAAUUGUGCGUGGGAGUGUGAUCAUUACAAGUGUUCUAAGCUGUGUGGUGAGUUAUGCGACCGGCCUAGGUGCAACCAGCCGUGCCAGAAGGUCUUACAGUGUGGAGGUCGCCGUCGCCAGCACGUUUGCCGUGGCUUGUGCAAUGAGCCGUGUAUAUGUAGAGUCUGCGACGUAAAUGAUGGUCAGCACAUUACCGAGAUUUUCUUUGGCACAGAAAACGAGGAAGACACUCGGUUCAUUAAAUUGCCUGACUGCCAACAUAUUUUUCCAGUCGCUGAUCUAGACAGGUAAAUGAAAGUAUGUGUAAUGUUUUUGAACAUCAUUUUGUUGAAGCCUCCAGCUUACCUCCGGUAAGUGAUAAUUACCUCAACACAGUUGGGAGGGCCCACGUGGCACUUAGUUUUACAGUCCAUAGACCAGACAGUUUGAGAGGUCGAGGUGUUCCUGACACCUUCUAGUUGGCUUGAAUCUAUUUUAAUGAUUCCGAUAGUUACUUUGGAAGGUCUUGUUCCCCGAACUUAAGAAAUUUUCCUUCAUCUCUCUUCUCUUUCAUUUCAUAGGUACAUGGACUCUUCCGAUGAUGAUGGUGGUGGUGCAAAUAAUCACCUGAUCAAAAUGAAGACGUGUCCUCGUUGUAGUACUCCAAUCCGCAAAAGCUUGCGAUAUGGCAAUGUUAUCAAACAGCGACUGGAAGACAUCGCAAAAGUGAAAAUUGCAGCCCAUGGAAAUCCACAAGAAAUAAGCGGGACCCAGGGAAGACUACUGGCACGUUUAACCGAACUACGGAGAUUUGAUGUCAACGAUGACCUUGCCAAGGAUCUUGAGAGGCUAGAGCGCAGUGUUAACAGACUGGCGAAAGGAACAAUGGCAGCUGUAACUGAAAACCAAGUGACUCUGAUGGAGCGGUAUUGUGCGAUGAACGAGAGGAUAAAUAAACACCUCUGCGACUUACAGAAGAAAGUAGCCUCAAAGUGGCACAACAAGCAACACCUUCAUCUGGAAGGUGGGUAUUAUUUCUUCAGUAGUUAUGUCAAUAUACCCUCAGACUCGUAUCACUGCUGGUAAGAAAACAGUCGGGUGAUACACGUAAUGCCCUUGGCAUACCGUCUAAGGUAAACAGUGUACCAUUAAAUGGCAGGUUGUUUAGACGUUAGAAGUUUUAAGUCUACAUCUUGCUGACGUUUUACCCAUUGAAAAAUAUCGCAAUGAUUAGUGGAAGUCCUUGGCACAUUAUAUUUCUGAAAAGUUUUUAUGAUGUUUCUAUAAAGAUAAGAUAGUACACCACCACCACCACACCAAGGCUCUCCUGCAGAACCCACAAGCUGGCUAAAUGGCUUACGCGUAUGCCCUGUUCUAUCUUUUUCUCUUAUUCCUAAUUUACUGCUUUUUUACCAAACGUUCUAGAGAAUGCCUUCUUAACUCCAUUUAUUUUGGAAUGUUUAUCUCUAGCUUCCGCGUGUAAAAAGGAGUUGGAUUUCUUAAGAAAACGCUUUACAGCUGCAGGCGUUACGGAGAGAGAACUUCGAGAGAUCAACGUAGAACUCACGAGACAAAAGCUGCAAUUUGAACUGCUCUUAUUACAGUACGAUGUCAGGAAAUUUGGUCUUAAUCUCAAAAUUUGUUACAACGACGAUAUGGAAACUGUCAGAAGUGAGCUGUCUAGUGGACGAUUAAUACCCGAUCGGAGACUUGACCAACUGCUUGCAAAGUUGAGUGUUAUCAGGUAUUUUUACCAUGUUUCUAUGCAGUCUUAUGAUCUUUUAUCGUUAGGACAGUUUUUAUUUUGUAGUCACUUUAGGAUGACGCUGGUGACAGUGUAAUGUCUUGAUAAGGACUAGGGUGAUCACGUAUUUUUCCGAUAGCCCAAUUGUCUGCAGGGGUGUUCAGAAAAGAGAGCUCUAUUUUGAAGGGCACCCAAGUAUCCCAAAGGGUGUUUGGACGAUGCUGAUAACGUAAGUUUCCCUUGAGAACAAGAAUAUACGCUGAAAACGUUGUUGCAACUCUAAGGACUCCUUCGACUGGAAACUCUUAGUUUCAAAAAAAAUUUAAUUUAUUUCUCAGUCGUCCUCGAACCUGAUUUCGUGUAUAAAUUUGUCUGAUAACAUAUGUCCUUGGGGAAUCCGAAUUUGAAUUUUAAAAAGCCUCUUAGAAAUCGAAGAAGGCCAUUACAGAAUAGACAAUCAGAUACCGUAAAGUUUCCAAGGUAACGACCUCCCGAAAGUAACGAUAAAAUUGUACAGGUGUUAGUAAAUGCUAAAAGUAGCGACCGUCCGAAAGUAGCGACUUCAAAGUGAUUUCUCUUCUUUAUAGAAAUGACGGAAAUUAUAGUUACAACAAACUUUACCAAACUGAUCCCAGAUUUAUUUUUUAACGGUUACAUCAUCUUUGACAUUUUUUUAAUGUAACUCAAAAGGUACAUUACAUAAUUUUUUUCAAAAGUCUUCCUUUCGUCUGUGAAUACCCAUGCCGUAAUCAAACAAUUCUUUUGAAUGAUUAUUUAAAAAGCAUUAACACGAAAUAAGUUUUUCCAAAUAAAAAGUGUGGAUGUUUUCACAAUUGUCGCGAAAUUAUUAUCUCUUCUACGGUCCAUGUACCCGAAAGUAGCGACCUCCUGAAAGUAGCGACCCUCCAAAAGUAUCAAUAGGAAAAGGCUGCUAAAUGCGAAAAGUAACGAGCUAGAGUCGUUACUUUCGGAACUUCACGAUAUGUUACUGUAAUUGACUAUGUGUUUCUCUUUAUUAUCCCUUUCAGAGAUAAGUACCGCUACCUAUCUCCGAUAACAGAAGAAGAAAAGAAAGAGAUCGUGUCUGCCAUGAAUCUUUCUCAAGGCCGCUGGUACAAAUGUCCACAGGGACAUAUCUACAAUAUUGGUGGGUGUGGUCGAGCUAUGCAGCGAGGCUCGUGCCCUGAAUGUGGGCUGGUGAUUGGUGGAUCGCGUUAUCGUCUCUUUCUGGGAAACACACAAGCCUAUCAGAUGGACCGGGUGGGAAACAGGUUUGGCAGCCUGAGGAAAAAUACGAAAUGAACAGAACAGAUUAAGAAAGGCGCAGUGAUGGCAGAAGAUUGUACAUAAUACCAACCUCGUGCCCAGGGCGCUUUUCCCUGGCUUAGGAGAUGGAAAAGAUUCCUGGAGACGAGGUUGAUACAAUACAAAUUAAAAAAUACAUUGAGAGAAAACUCUUUUCUAGAAUUAAAUUAUUAGUUCUGCAGGUUAGGGUGAUUUUUUCGUAUCGGAGAGAUAGUUUAUUCUAAAGAGUUAUCCAGAAAAAUGGCUUUUAUUAAGGUAGAAAUUAGAUUUAACGCUUUCUGAAAUUCGUUUUAAGUGAAUAAGGUCAUUUCACUUAAUCAAAUCUAUCAGUUUCAGUGAGUUUAUUAUGGAAAUUUCGCAACUAAUCAGACAAAGGUUUCGUGUCUUAAUUGCAGCAAAUGUGAUAUGAUGCCCUGAAUACUAAACACUGUGGGAAGUUUUAGUUGUUAUACCUCACCAGGAAAAACCCUCCUAGCCUUAUCCAGGCUCUCAGAUAGUGGGGAAGGGGCGCAGAAAGGGAGGCGGCGCGGGAAAAAAGGAAAAAGAAGGGAAUUUCCUCCCGUUUUAUUUUUCAUGUUCGAGCUUCCUCAAUUCCGCGGACCCGACUAUCUCGGAGCCUGAAACAGGCUAACCACCCCCUUUUCCUUUAGGAUUGCUCAUAGCGCUAGAUAUUAAUCUGGACGUUUGGCGUCUCCUUGUAUAUCCACCACCAUUCACCUCUUUUUCGGUGGUUGAUAGUCGUGUAGUAUCAAUGAUGAUUUACAAAACAUUACUAUUAUAAAAGUGGAAGCUGAGUGUAAUAUAACAAACCUCUAUAUAACGACUUCCUCGCUAUAACAAGCGAUUUUCUUUACCCCAGAAAUGGUAAAAUGUGUGAAAAGAACCUCAAUACAACGAACAAAUUUUGCCAGACCCUUGGACCUUCGUUAAACCGAGGUUCCACUGUACCAGCUUUCAUCACGUUUCAUGAAGGAGUGUGGACGGGUAAAGUUGAGCUCUAAAGUUGGAAAACAGAAUACUGAGUUUUUCAAACAAGAUCAGGAACUACAAGUCACCUUUAACAUGUAAUAUUAUUUACGUACCUAAAAAUGAUUUUUUUACUUUUAUUUUUUCCGAAAAUAAGGAUAGGAGUCGCAAGUUAACUGAAAAUAAUAAAAAACACAUGAAGUAAAAGGACGAGAGUCAGCCAUGAUGUGCUACGAGUGUACAAAAGGACUGGCCUGAUUAUCAGAAAACACAACACAACACUACUCAGUAUGUGUUGGUCUAGAUGUAAGUUUGAAAACAUGUCACCAAAUGAAUUAAGCCCACGUAUCAGGCGCUUGGAAGUUUUUCGGAUGAAAGGAAGAACGGGCGCGCGAGAGGGAAAAGCGGGUUUCACUCGCGCGCAACUUUCUUUUUUGCCCCCACUACUUCCUAGCGCCUGCUACGCAGACUACAAAUGAUUUUUAAGUUUUUACAGCUAAAAGGGCUUCAAUAAAGGAUUUUACAAGGUGUUAUUGAGUUUCCCUUCCAAACCUUUCUCAAACUAUGUAAAUUCCCCUUAAAAACAAAGGAAAACACAAAAACAACAACAACAAAAACAAACAAACAACCAUAAAAACAAAAACACGAGUUAUUUUAUGAUGUCCAUGUAGACUGUUUACAGUCCCCCUAUUUUUUUUUUCGUAAAAUUUUUGGAAUCAAGGGCCUACCGUUACCGUUGACUGGGGAUGAGGAUCAAAUCUACUUAGUGGGCAUGACUCUGUUUGACCUUUUUUCUUCUCUCUAACCCCACCGCUAGAAUCCACGACGGCCGCCCCUCUGUGCAUUUGAAACCAAGUUGGCCGUCAGUAACUUCGAUGAUAUUACGAUAAAAUACAAGAAUCUAAACAGUCUAGAAAAAAUUUUGACUUCCGUUCACCGGUUCUGUUCAGCUCUGUGUGAAAUAUUCAGUCCCAUUAACUUUGACUCCUGCUGAAAGAGAGGGCUGAGAGGCCUGAAACUCACAAGAAAGAGAGCGCAUUUCUAUGCCCCUACCAAACAGAAAGGAAGCGCUUCAAUGAAGGCAGGAGUUUUCUCAGCUCUUCCAUAGGAGCAGGACUUAGUAUAGAGUUAGGUUUCUAAGAUGUGGCUUCUAUUCAGAAAGGAGAAGAGACAUAAUAUGGAAUAUAGCUCCAGUUUUACAUCCACUUUAUCACCUACUUUAUCAUUUUCGUGUUUUCUUACUCAGUUUCCUUUAAAAUAAUUCUAGGAUGGCUUUCCCAUGAAAACUUGAAGAUAAUCACGUCUUCUCCGGAAUAUUGGGGACAUUUGCUCAAAGCGUCCAGUUGGUUCGAAUAUUCAAAAACGCCAAUGGUCAUUUCGACAUUUGAACUGCAAAGGACCAGAAACUAAUAUGCCGCAGAACGUAGGAUAUACAGAAGACCUGAUACGCAAAAACAUACACUGAGUAGACCCAUUGAAUUCUGCGAAGCUGAUCGUACAUUUCUGCUAUUUUCACUGUUAUCAAUUAUCAAUUAUUACAGUUAUCAAUUACUGGCCAUGAACAGCGAGAAAAGAAAAAUCUUUCCGUUUUUACUUCGAAAACUAACCGGCUGUAAUUUGAAACAAAUGUAUUGGCAAUAACCAAGACAGAAUUAUUCUUUCUUGCAACAACCCAGAGGGAAGCGCUGCCCAUGAAUUUUUAACGUUUUUAGCGGGGAAAAUCGAGGCUUCUAUCCAAGGGGAAAUAUUUUCGAGGCUUAUUUUAACAAAUAUUUUGAGCGAAGUAGGGCUUGCCAGAGUGUAAAUUUGUCUCCACUUACGUGACUAAGUUGAUCGUUCUGGCCAAAAAUGGAGCCAUUACCAAUUCGGGCUACCUUUCACAACGGCUGAGAAACAAGGAAUUGCGUGCCUACAUUCACGUUCAGGAGUCUGGGUAUGAGGUCGUGAUGUCAGUUUGUCAACAUGGCGAUGACCUGAUGUCCCAAGCGAGGACGGUGAUUUCUCCUCGAAGGUGUGGAAAAUGUCCUAAAAAUCUUGAACUUGGAAUUAAUAUCGUAAGAUGAUAGGAUGUAUUAACCAGUAUGGCAUCCAGGUGAGAGAAAACUAACACAACUUCGCUUUGGAAAUUGUUUGCAAGUCGAAGUGAUCAGCUUAGUCGAUUGUUCAUUUCGUGUAGCUUCGAGAGGGAUUGUUUAGCGAAUGUUACCGUUGUCAUGACUUUAAUUUUUCGUUCCUUUCUAGCAUGGGAAAUGACCCAAAGAUGGAGAAAACACCCGAAGAAAAAGGUACUUUCUAUCAGGAAUAAGACAACUCUUUUUUGCAAUGAUUGACAAGUGUUUCUUCAAGACAUCCCCCGCUUUCCUCAGUUUUCCGCUACACUGGGCCUAAAGGCUUAAAUGAAAUUCUUGAACCUUGACGUUUCUCACUCGAUCUAGUGACUAUUUUCACUCCUCUGUAUUAAUUCCGUUCUCGAGACUGCAUUAAUACUUUGCUUUGCGGUAUAUUUUAAUCGAUAUAUAUGAGGUACAACCUCGUUUGAUAAGUUGAGUGCGUAACGAAACUUCUAAAAAUAAGUAAGCUUUAUACAGUAGACGUUGUCUCUGUAAGCGUAUUAAACAAUCUCGUUCACGUUUGCGUUUCGUUUUUUUCAAACAACCAACAAAAGUAUAGCCAUCACGAGGAUAUAAGAAACAAAAUAAUAAUAAUUCAAAAUAAACAAAAUAGACAAGAAAGUGGUUAAUGAAUUACUAAAUUAAAUUAAUGAAUCAAUUCAUGCAAAAACUGUCCAGUCCAGCCUUGAAGCCUUUGAGAUUUGGCUGGGUAUUGACUUCGGGAGGUAGGCUGUUCCACAAGUUUAUUGCGGCAGGAAGGAGACUCCCCUUGUACACGUUAGUGCCAUGCAAUUUUUGGAAAAGCAUUAUGCUACCUUUCGGGUAAAAUAAUCAGAGGACAUACUACGCUAAUGUAAAAGAAAACUUCAUUACCUAUGGUAAUGUUGUUUUGUGACUUUGACAUUGUCCUAACUCAGAGUUUAGUUUACUCAAGUGAGAUUAUUAUUCUUCUUUACUGUAAGAUGAUUGACGAUAAAAAAAUUCUCCAGACAUAAUGGUCCCAACACGUGGGAUUUCAUUGGAUACUAGCAAAUUUUGGUUGGCUAAUGUCCGAUGACCCAGUGUUAUUUGCAGCCCUGACAGCAACAGCCUUGCUCUUUCUUGUCUUAUCUUUAAAAGCACCCUGUAAACUAGUCACUGUCCUCAGUUUCUCUAUCUCAGCCAUUCAUGCAGAAGUGGGUGGCCUUGCGCUGUACAGCCUCUAUACUCUUAUUUUCUGGUACUGAUGAUGUGGUAACCAUACAGAACUGGUGUAUUCCACAUCUGGACGGACCAGAGUGCUGUAUGAGAGUGCUGUAUGCUUGGACUUUCACUCACUCUGGAUACUGCCUUACAUUUCUCUUGACAAAGCCUAGUGAUCUAAUUUUCGAUAAUUUGUAGCAAGAGUUAAGCCUAUAGGCACUUUGAAAAAAUACUAGAAAAAUCGUAGAGAGAAUUAACAGAAAAUGCUGUGCCCAAGCAUUGAGACAUAAAAGAGUUUCAAAUUACCGGUACACAAACAUGUAAGUCGUUAGCUACAAUAGACAGUUUCAACUGUUAGGAAAGAAAAGCUUCUCUUCCUAGCCCCUACAGGGACAUAGCUAGGAUUUUUUUUAUUGGGUCGUGGCAGAGUCUCAUGAUGUCACAAAACCAGAGUACUUAUUAGAUUUUCAUGUCAAAAUCUGUGCUGUUCUAUCUUAAAAGUGACAAUUUUUUGAUGUACAUUGAGUGUGGGAAGAGACACAAGCCUGCAAAAUAGCUUCAUAGAGUCAUAUGCCAAGAAGAAUUGAAUGUGUUGACUAUUUUAAUCAAAUUUUAGCCCAUACAAGAAGCACCUGGCAAAUGAAAUUUCUUGAAUCAAAGACAUUUUCAACAAAGUUCCUUUCACAUUAAUGAAGGUUCUAACAAAACACUUUGGAUAAGAGAAGGCCAAAAUAAUGUCAUUUAAAAGCAGAAAAUUUUAAUAUUUUAGUGUGGACUUUAUUUCAUCAAAUUUCUUGUGUUUUUGCACAGCUGUAAAGCUGCGAAUUAUUCUGUUCUCUCCACAUUAAUUAUAAUAGAUAUAAUCUGCUUCUGUUAUUUUCCUCCAAGAGGAAUUCAGAGCAGAGAUGGAUUAGAAGCAUUAUUUUGAUCCAAUCACAAUAAAUUAUGAUCAUUCUCGAUUUUAGGAUUGUCAAGCCAAGUUUCCUUUUCUGUCAAAUGAUAUUACUGGAGGUAAUUUUAUCUCAAUCAAUAUUGUUACAGGGUCUGAUCCUGAGGAACUCAGUGGGCAGGAAUUGUCGGAGCAACACCAGCAUGAAGACAAACAGUGAGUUAAAAUGUUAUACAUAUUCUUGUUUUAUAAGGUGGAAGAGGGAACAAGUUAGCCAUUUUUGCCAUCGGCCCUCUGUUUCGUAAUGAUUUUGCAUGGUUCUUUUUAGAAAUUUCUAUCUCUUACAGCCCUAUCCUUUCCCUCCAUCCUUUGGAUAGCUAUGGCAAUUGUUUUAGGCUAAACUGGAUUUUUUGAGAUGCACAAUUAGGAAUUUAAAGGUCAAAGGGAUGUACUACAGUACUGUUAGUGCAGUUAUAUAAGGAGUAAGUUUCUUGGAUCACUGAUAGGGUUACAGUACCGAUAUUUCGCGGAAAAAAAAAAAAGUGCAGAUUUACAGGGGUAAUCGCGGAACUUGGAUCGCGGAAAAAACUGAUUUUAGGGUUCUUAGAAAAAGGAUUUUUUCUUGUCUUGUGCAUUAUUAAUAUUUCAGAGGAAGUUUAUUUAACGUUUUGAAAAGCUCUUUCAACAGUGUGUGCCCGAGAACAGGUAUUGAAAAGCUUUUAAACAUUAAAGUCAUUUUUUUAUUCUUAGUUUUGGCCCAAUAGCAUAAAUUUGCCCUUGUUGAAUAAAACAGGUCUAAUAGCUAAGAUAAGUAUUAAAUAAUCAUGCCUAUUCUGCAAUGAGUGACAUUAGGGGAACAUAUAACUGUACUACUGAGGUUUUCUUAGGGAGCAUUAUUAAUUUCAAACAGUUUAUUUUUUAGUUAAAAUAUUGAAAGUGAUUGUCUUUUUCUUAUAUUGAAUUUUAUCCUUAACAUUUUCCUAGCCAAAAUUUUGAAAAGUGGCAUUAGGGGGACUUACAGCUGUACUACUAAGGCCCCCUUAAGGAGGUUAUGGACAUUUUUAUUCAAUGAAUAUUUUCAUUGAUUGUUAUUCUUAAAAUUUUUCUAGUAUUUUAAAGGGUACAAUAUGUAUAAUAUGUCACCGGGGCUAGAGAUUUUUCUUAUUUUUCUUCCUUUUUCUUAUCCAUGUGAAGUGCAUUGAGGCUGGAAAUGCACCCAAUAAAAACAAAUAGUUAUACCUUAUUAUUAUUUUGUAUUAUUAUUAUGUACAUCUAUAUCCGUGGUUUGAAUUUCAAAACGUACUGUUUUGGGUAUUGAUGAGGAAGCAGGCUUUUAGCCAGACAUUGAAAACUGGCCAUCCAGAAGGCAAUGCUUUCCCAUAAAAUUUUAAGAGGUUAAGUGAACUUUCCUUGUAUUUCUUCCAAAAAUGGGCAUUUAUAGGACGUCUGGACACCCUUUUGGCUAAAACCUUGCGAGGAAGCCAUGUCGCUUUUGGUAUUUUACCACUGUAUUUCUGCUUUUCUCUUUUGCGGUUACAGUUUCAACCAUCUUUGUGUCGUUUGUUGACAUUUCUGUUUUGCAAUGUGGCUGUUUCAAGGCCAUGUUGCCUGUUGAAAUUUACCCUAACAGGGCCUCAGAGGAGGAACAAAGUUUGAAAGAAAGAGUCCCUGUGCAUUGUUUUUUCUCUUACUGAAAAGGGUCCACAAGCGUUUCCACCCACAAAAUGUAGCUACAAUCAUCGUCAAAAGUGUUGGGAAGGUUGCUUUUUUAACCUCUUUUUUCCCCCACCCCUAGCCCAAUGUUGAGCAAAAUGCUAAUGUUUGUGCAUGUAAAAAUUGUUCUGUUUCAUUGAAUAGGGGGAAGGGGGAUAUUUAGCAACAGAGGAAACUCUCUUUUUUGAGGAUCAAAAUGGACUACACUUGCUACAUGUAAGAUCCCUUCCCAGUCAUUUUGUUUGUAAAGGCUUUCAACUCAAGACUGAAAUUUUCUUGUUUAUGUUGAUAGACUAGAUGCAUCAUGCCAAGUUCCAGCUCUCUCCAAGUCAAGAGUGUUCUUCCUGAACAUAUCUUGGUUUGGGAUGAAUGUCAUGUACCUCAUUCUAUCUGUUGAAGGUGACACCUAUAAUGACAGCAUUUUAUGACUUAUAAUUGCACGUACAGCUGCGGUAUUGGUAUUGUACACUGUUUGUGUUAUUGAGCAAGUACAAGGUCAACAUGACUGGAUAUUGGCGACUGGUUAUUCUUGCCAUUUAAUGGAUCAAGGAAGAGUCAACAAACAACAACAACAUAAAAAACAAAAAUAUGGCCAUUGCUUAUCUAUCUUACUGAACAAGCUCGGCCAAUAAGGGAUUUAUUUUGUACAUAGCAAGAAAAUUAUUUUUUAUUGUUGAAUCAAAGUGGGGAAUCCCAAGCAGCCAAGACAGGCCCAUCUAAUUCUUUCAGGUGGCUAAUCAGAACUCAGGAUUUGCUUCAUUUUCCCAGUCAAUGUAACCUGCCACAAGAUCAAUGACAGGUCACUUCUACUCGUGAAGUUAAGUUAGUCACUAAAGAGGGUACAUGUAUGCAGCCUUAAAAUAGUUUGGGCACUGAAGCUGCACCUUAUAAUUGAUCAACCACAGAGAAAGAUGCUUUUGUUUCGUGUUAAUUGUACAUCUAUUUUGUUUUCAUUGUUAAUUCUCAGUUGUGCCAUCUCAAGUGUAUGCGCUUGUGGGUUCUGAAAAGAAAGGUCAAGUGUUGGGUGGUAUGGUGGCAGCAGGGGCUGGUAAGUUCUUACUAAUAUUAAUUUUUCAGUUUAUGUCCAUGUAACAAUGUAAACUUUCAGUCGAAAUGUCAGAUAAUUAAAUUUUUAUUGGACAGCACAAUCUUUGCUGAACAUACAAUUAUAACAAGAUGAACUUUACAUUCAGUAGAUUGAAUCCCAGAUGUGUUUAUACCCCUUAUUUCACUAACCUUCUAAAAUUGUGAAGAUAUCUCAGGGUCAUAUACAUGUACUACAUGUACUUAUUGAUAACCUUUAAAAACCCAAUUUUUAAGGCCUUGAUGGCAUGCCCGUUAAUCACUCAACUAUUUUUUUUGUUCCUUGAAAGUCCUUGAAGUUUUAUGAGCUUCGUGUUAUAAAUACUUUUACAGUGUAUAAUUUAUUGAAAACUUAGUUAUGGAACUUCUUUAUUCUCGUUACUUUAGUUGCUUUUACGUUUAUUAUUGUUUUACACAAUGCAUGUUGUGAAAGAUAGUAUUGGGUUUAAUUGGCAAAGUAAUGUACAGCGUUGCACAUUGUUCUUCAUCAUAAAAUUUUAUGUUAAGUAACUUUGGAUUCUGAUGACUUGUAUUUUUUCCUUCAGUUGUCACGUUUUUCUUAAGUCCUCUAGUUGGGAUGAAAAGGUAAAUACAAUUGUAAAUUGCUAAAUGAGGAAUUUCAUGACAAAUGUUUUGAAAAUUUCUGUCUUCUAAAAUAAUGUUUUUGAUAUUGUUUUAGUUUCUAUGUUUUUUUUUUAGGCAGAGCCAUGUUGGGGGUAAAUCUAGGCUCUAAAAAGUUUUCUCUGAUUGUCUGAGACAAAAAGAUUUUCUUUUGGACAAGUAAUUUUUUUAACCUAACUUCUGUAAUGGGCCAGGCAAGUCAUUGCUAAGGUAACCGAGCAGUUAUAGCUCUAGCAAGCUUGUCUAAGGAAAAGCUGGAGUUUUUAAUUUCCAGUUUUUAAUUUUCAUGCUUGAAAAAAGCUUUAAAGCAUUUUUCAAGCCCUGUAUAGCCUGUAUAAGGAUGGCCUCUGUCUUGAAAUGUGUUGUAUGUCUCUGUGUCAAAUUCUUGCAAAGGUUACUAAUGUCUUGUACAAAAUCAUGGGAAUAAAAGAGACUCGAAAAAUUAACUAUUCUUAAUGUAUUCAUUUUUGUUAACAGAUGUGUGUAACCUCAUUAAUUUUACCAACAACAACAUCUCUUAGACAGUGAGAGCUAGUAGAAAUGUGUUUGAAACCUUUGUUUAACAGUCAACUGUCAGUAGUCAUGGGAAGUUGAGUGUCAAUUUGUUUUUGUUUUUGAUAAUGAAGCUUUUGCCAGACCUGUCAGUUGUUUAUGGGUAUUUUACUGGCUCCUUUGUGGCUGUUUGAAAGGAAUGACACAAUUUACUUGCACAGUAUACCCUGUCCCAACUGACCCAAAACAGGCCCUAAAUACAUGUACUGUCUUACAUUAACUGAACAUUAGUUUUCUUUGCUUCUAGUGACCGUCUUGUUUCUCAAUUUGGAAAGCGAAGACCUCUCAUGCUUGGUGGUACUGUGCUACUUUGGUGAGUUGUGUGGUCACUCCUAGACUUCUUAUUUUCUCUUUCGACGGAACAUAAGCCUUUAAGGUUAUUUUAAACUGACGGCAAAUAUAUUGUUUAAUAAUGUAUGUAAAAUCCAUCAAGAGUGGUUUUGUACUAAGUGUUGUUUUUAGAUAAGAUGCAUCUUAUUUAGGAUGAAAUGUGCUGUUGAUAUGGAAUUUUGCAUCUAAUAUAAGAUGGAGAUAAGCUAUGUCGUUUUUCCUCAUAUAAAUUGCCUUGUUGUUUCAUCCAGUUCAAUUGUCAAGUUAUUUUUGUUGACUCGUUAGGGGCUGGAGAAGGGAAACUGAAGACAUUAUUCAUAAUCGUGAAUAUCAUUACGGAUAGGAGAGAAAUUUAGAACCAUGUAGCUUGAAACCAUUUUAACCUUGUUAGUUUUAUUUUAAACUAAUACAAUGGGGCCUGGUCUGUUUUAUCUUUGCAGUAUAUCUCUGUUUGGCAUGGCAUUCAGUGCCCCAGAUAUUGAAAGGUAGGAAUGGCUCCGUACAGUUUUUCUUUUUAGAGUACUCUUGAUCAAUCAGCUCUUUAAUAUGGUUCCUGGUCAUUGAGUUAGCCGGUCAAUUACUUAUUUAUGAUAAUUAUUAUAGCUGGUAAAUCAGCAGGCCUCAGUCAUGGUCAGUCCUGUUCUCAAACAGUGAGUUAAGUAAUCCUUCUUCACAUCUCGGACUUUGUCCUACACUAAUUACACAAUUUUUGUGACAUGAAAAUUGUACCCCAUCUUAAUCAAUCAGUAAAAACCAAUUAUCUGGUCUAUCGGUCUGUCAAUCAAUUAUUUAUCUCAACUAGUCAGUCAGUCAGGGCUUAAUUUUUAGCGGUGGUAAUUUUAGUCCAAAAAGGCAGUGGUCUAUCCAGAACAUGAUCUUGUUAGUCCUGGAGGUGACAAAAAUGCUAUAAAAAUAAAAUACAGUGUAUUUUUAUUGUGGUUCCAGAUGCAAAAAUAUGAAUUAAAGCAAAACAAAAUUUAAAAACCCAGUCUUGACUUUUACUUUUCGCUUUCUCUCCUCCCUUCUUUUUCGCUUUUCUUGAAAACAUUUUUGGGAAGGAGAACAUGAUCUUAGGAUUAGGUAUUAGGUACUGGGUAAUGGAACAUACAAGUACCAGCUUCUUUCUCCGGUGUCCUUGACUGAAUUGUGCUCAUUCAGUAUGAAUGCUGCAAAAAUAAAAUACCAAUAAUCAAUAUUUAUUUCAACUUUUACUAACUGCUUGCUCUUUUCAUUUUGAUUGCAGUGACAUAUCAAAUGUAACAGUAAGUUCAUUAUGAUUUACUUAAUUGUUUAGAUUCUUUUUAUCCCACUACCAUCGAAACCCUUACUGUCAGUUACUUGCUGUUGAUUUGUUGGUUCAGAAGUGUUUUUUCUCAUUUGAAGCUACAGUAAAGAGAUUUUAUAGAUUUUUUUUCUGAUUGUGAUGUCUUUCUUCCAUCAGUGUUCCAUAGAUUUAAGGCUGCGGCGAUGUAUUCCUUAUUUUAACCUGUCAGUGUUAGAGAAGCAAGAAGAUAACAUGACAAGUGAAUCUGAUGAAAGCUUCCUACUUAGUAUACUCAUGCAGAAAGAAGAUUCACGAGGAAAUAUAGGUUUGUGUUGACUACAUUUCCUUGCUCUAUGCAAUUUACUGGCAGUUUAAUACACAGAGGCACUAACUUAUGAUCAUAAGUCAAGAGCAGAACUUGCAGUGUACAUCAAACUAAUACUAAAAGACUGAAAGUAACUUUAGGUAUCUCAGAGGCACCCAAUAACCUUUUUUUUGUUUUAAAAUACAUGUUAUAGGUGUAACUGUUCAAAGGAGCAAAUGGUACCACUUAAAAGUCUGCUUGGAGAGGUUCAACUGGAAUGAAUUUUGUUUGCACCACAAAAUUUCUUUCUCAAACUCCAAAUCAAUUAAUAAUAUUUUUUAAGAGUACAUUGAUUGACCAGUAAUUAACUCUGAAAGUGAAGAAGUUACAUUCUUUAUUGGAGGUUUGAUUUAUUUUAAAUCCGUAUUGUUAAGGGUAAGAUUCCUGUGAGUUAUACAUAUGUAGAGGCUGUGGAAAUGUUUGGUGGUUAGUGAGAAGACAGGUAUUCAUGGUGGCAACAAGGGAUAAUCAGGAGUACUAAGCAUCAAUUUAAUCUGGAAAUCUUAGUGUUGUGUAUGGGUUUUUUAUGAGUAGCGAAGUCUCGUGUGUUUCUUUCCACUUUGGAUUUGGAGACGUUUUGGUUCAAGUGUUUUUCCCAGUUUCUGAACAAGGUCUUGGUGAGGGUUACAACUUGGUGUUACGGAGCACAAGUUUAUGGUAAUUAGUAUAUGCAUAUAUCAUGGUUUACAGAUAUUAAAAUACUAGCAUAUACUAGUAAUAACCUUGGUGAGCAUCUCAGUGAGUCUUAGCCUCUAACAGUGAGGCUAUGAUGAUAGUGUGACUAUAAGUCGCUUAUCAGUUACUGUUGUUGUGUAUGUUGUAAUUUGAAUAGAAGUCAAUUUCCUUUUCCAUAGGUCUGUACAUAGCUUUUUAUCUGUGUGUUAUGGCAUGUUAUUCCAUUAUGAGCGUACCAUAUAAUGGAUUAAUAGCUGAUUUGACACCUUCAUUUCAAAGAGGUAAGUUGUACACAUACCCUGUGGCAAUGACUUAGAACUGUUUGGUCAUUUUUAAUCUGUUAUUUAGUAGGGGUUGCUAUCAACUCUCAGAAAAAAAUUUAUAGAAACUUGAUACAAAUUAAUAAUGUUACUUAUAACUAGAUAAAGAAUAAAUUCGAAUUUAAAUAAAAUUAAAUGCUUUUAAACUAAUAGAUACAUGUAUGUUCUCUGAUACUGUAGUUGUUUAAUAUGGAAAAAUGUUUAACUGUACUUACAUGUAUGAAUAAAUGAUGUCAAAAGUUACUGAAAUUUAGUAAAUCACCGCUAUUGUUAUUCAUCCAAAAAUUUAAUGUGAGUAUUACAGUGUUCUUGACCUGACUACUGGAGUUUGCACAUUGUGCAAAACCCUGCUAGUAUAAAAGAGAGAAAAAUACUGCAUAAAUAAUAAUGAUGAAAGAAAAAUACAAUGUUGCUAUAAUAAUAUAUGAAAGUGAUUUUUCAACAAAGUUGACAAGCAACAACUUACGCAACGGAGUUUAAAGUGAAGUUAGUUUUAGGAAACAUUUACUAAAACCAACUUUGAAGAGAAUAUAAUUAAAAACACCAAUACUCUGACCCGUACUUGACUUUUGAGUUACUUUUGUAGUGGUAAUACCUUUUAAAUGUAAAUUAAAAACAAUUCUUAUAAAUUGAACUUAAAACAAUAAUCACAGGCUUUAGUUCCGGUGUUAUGGGGGCCAUGACAUUAGUUGGAAAUGUUACUGGAGCACUCAUUGGGUUUUUCUUUCCGGUGAGUAUUUACUUCGCACAACUAAUCAAUCUAUCACAAAACAACAAGAUUGAAUGUGAAUUGUUAUAUAAUUCCUUCUGAAAGAUGGAUUAAUAUUUGCAUAUAAUAAUGUAGCUAUAAAGAAGACAAAGUGUUAAUCCCAAACUUUAAAAUAGUUUAUUAUAUUUUCUCACAAUUGGAAGACUGUGAAAAGUUUAAACUAUUUCUAAUUAAAUUAUAACUGAAAUGAAACGUUUUUAACACAGAGAAGUGAAUUACUUUCAUUGUUGAGAGUGUCCAUACUGCAUGAAGUUUGAACGUCAGCGGAUUUUAGACUAAAACGUUUGAGAUCUAAUUGAUGAAUCUUUUCCAACUCAGGAGGAACCGUAAAAUUUCGACAUCAUUCUGAGAUCUAUAAGUAAGAGUGUAGACAAUGCGAUAAUCAUUUCAAAAUAACGCUGAAGUUUCUGAAUGCCCAAUUCAGGUGAAGAUUCUUGGCAAUUUGCUCAUGUGUGAAAAUAAAUACACAUUAAGGUGAAAUAUUGAAGUUGAUCCAUUUUCUUUUAUUAAAAAUGCUAUUAAAGAAGUAAUUUCUCAAGCUUUCCCACACAUAUUGAAAGAGAUUGAUUAUCCCUUUAAGUCCCAAUAGUGAUCAACAUCAAUUUUCUCCUAAGGAUAUCCAUAGAUUGGCAAGAGAAAAGGUUAUGAGAGUUAAUAAAAUGAUCACCAAAAAGAGAAUACCUUGAUCUUUUAUCAAAUUCUCUCAACUAAUUCUGAAAGGAAAUGUAUAUAGACCAGUUUGGAGAAUUUGUAUGUGGAUAUUAGGGCUUAAAGGGUUAAGUGUGGGUUUGCACCCAACUGGGCACAGAGUGCAGUGGUACCUUGCAACUUUGUCUCUGGGUUUUUUUUCCCUUAUAAAAUUGGAUGCUCCCAGUUUGUAAGGGAAUGCCCUGGGAAUGAGUGAAACAUGAAACUAUUUACACCUCGACUGAGUCAACUUGUAUUGAAACGACUUUGUAUCGAAAUGACCAGUAACCCAUACUUUAGACUAGUUUCCAUGCAGUAAUGGAAUAAAACAAAAGAAUUCUCCUGAAAUUCAGGGAUAAUAAAUUCAUUUAAUUUGUUUCACCAGUAUUCAUUCAUGACUUGGAGCCAAGUAUGAAUUUUGGUCUAUAAGGACAUGACUUACCCGACGUCUUUCUCUUUCACCCUGUUUUAGAAAAUUGGAAUUGUGGGUACAUACUCACUGGUAGCUGUACUAUACUUUAUAUGUGUGUUCCUCACAGUGGUAUCAUGUCCUGAGCCCCCUGUAAACGUGACCCAUAAGCCCAUUGGUGAGUAACGGAGUGAUAUUGUACAGUGCACAACAAUAUAUCAAAUCUGUGUGAAUUAAAUGCGUAGGCUUUGUUUCACUUGACGUGAAAUUAAAUGUCAAUUGGAAUCACUUCUGUUAUUACACAUUGGUAAUUCUGCUAUAGACAGGAAUCCUUAAUAGUCGAUAUGAGGUACAUUAAGUAACCAAUUUCUUCACUUUGUUCUUUAAAGAUGAUAAACACACCAUGCUUUCUCUUAGGAGGAGAGGGUUCUAUCUGGCCUGCUAGUAAUUUUUCUCUUGGAAAAGGACAAAUGACUGAUUAGGUCACCAUCAGGAGCAUAUAUAUGCUUCUGGUCACCAUUUAACUGAGACAAACCAGAAGAGUUGUCGGACAUACAUUAUGUUGACUUUUUUUCAAUACUUUUAAAAUCUUCAGCUACAAAGUGAUGUGAUUGUCUUAAGUAUCUGAUCUGUCCGGGUUACUUGUAUUUGUAGUUCUGACUUUAACUGAAUUUACUGUUUUUUUUUUUACACUAAUUUCUUGUAUAUGUGCAUAGAUGUGCUGAUUUGUUUUUUCACUUUUACUUCCUAAUACAGAAGUGUACAAAAAAAAUGUAAAUGUUUUUUUUGCACAGGUUUGAAGACUGUAUUUUUAGCUUACUGGGAGCCACUGAAAGGUGAGUGAAAACAAAAUAUAAGGUGACCAGUUUGCAAUCAUGUGUAUGUGUGAUAUAUUAUAAUAUGCUCUUUUUUUUGUUGUUUUUGAACAGAGAGAGAUUUUAGAUGGGUGUUUCUCACCAGAUUUCUCAUGCAGCAAGGUGUUGCUACAGUAACUGGGUAAGCCUGCCUGCUAGAUCUGCCUUGUCCCCAGUCGCUCUUGAUCGCUUAUGUUGAAGAGAAGGGAGAGACGGGAAGGGAAAAAUUUUUCUUCCCAUCAUUUCCCGCACGCGCUCCGCGCUCGCCCCACGCAUUGAAGUCCACACGUGCCGCUUCGCCUUCUAAAGGCCUGGGGAGGAAGCAGUUGGUGGAUUGACAAUUCACGACUUGGGUCAUUUUCAUGAGACUAAUGUAGUCUGCUGUCAUCCAUCCGUUUUCAAAAUUAUAAACGCCUUUAUCAAGUUUUGAUUAGCAAUCAAGUCUAUGUAAAAAGUCUAGUUUGCCCCAUGGAACUAUAUUGCAUUUCCUUGGUGACUUUAACCUUGGUGACUGUUAUUUAACCAGAGUGCACCGAUGUUAACAGCAUUCAGUGUACUUUUGGAUGACUUUCUGUGUGGUGAUUUUCAAAUUUUAAUCUUCAAUCAGCAAAUGGGUUGCGGAUUUUGACACACUUUUUCAUCACUAUUUUGGCGAAUUUUUCUGGGAGUGCCUCGUCUGAGAUCCGCCUUAAUUUUGUGUGCUUUUGUUUGUUUAUGAACUCAACAGGUUUUUAGAGUUUUGGUUAGGAGAUAUGGUGAAUUUACCAAACUGCUGGUCACCUGAGCGAAGUGUUGCAAUGCUUUUGCUCCCGAUGCUGUUUUCUGCAGCUUUAUUGUAAGUCCGGGGCACUUAACAGAACUUGGGGACAAGGAAAACGUACUACUCGUUCACUUACGAGUUUAUUGAAAUUUUAAAAACUUGAACGUUGAUAACAUAAUUAACAAUUAUUCCUCGAGCCCAAAUGGGCUCAUGAGGGCGAGAGGAAUAAUUGUUUUGGUAAAAUCCAACUAGUAGGUCAAAAAUAUCGAGACAAAACAACUUUAGCGAGCAAAACGCAAUUCCUCCGCCAUUGUUUUGGUUUCCAAAGCCGGCGCUUUUCGCUACUAGUGGGCUAUAACAUAUAGCCUAGUAGUAGCGCAAUCAAUCAGACCGCCGCAUUGAUAAUAGACCACUAGCUGGAUUUUACUGAAAAGUAAUAUGCAGAUGAGGGCGAACAACACCCUCUUAGAAAAAAUUUGAAAGCAAGAACUUAUCGUGGCAGAAAUGGCAUUCAUGAAAAUUUGAGCAUAAAAAAUUGGAGAUAAAGGUAUACCAGAAAAGUUGUUACAAAGAAUUACGGCUCUUCAGCAUUUUUGCCCCCUAGCAAUUCUCCAGCUUUUGGUGGCUGAUAUGUAUUUCGUUUAAUAUUGCCGGUAAAGAGUUGAAGUUUCAUCGAUUUGUCAGUCAACCAAUCAUUUCAACUCUAGUUUUUGCCACGACGCCUGCUAUGUAAAUUUAGCAAAAGCGUUUUUGAGUGACGCAAGUCAUCGGAGAGCGAGGCCUUUUUCUUUUUAAUAUACCGUGACGCUACAAGUUAUACUGGUGCUACAAGUUAUACUAGUGCUAAGUGUCUUUUUCCUUGUAGAGACAAUUUGCCCGAAAUUUGGGCAAAAUUACUGCCAAGAAUGCGAAACGCCCACUUCCGUUUGACGUGCGUUGCUCAAAAGCGUCUUUACUUACGCUUCCUAAUAUUUUAACAAAACCUUAACCAUACCGAUUUCACUCAUAUAACCCAGCUAUUGUAUGUCUUCGCGGAUAGUAAUCGCGCACAAUACUUUUUAGUUCUGUUAUAGGAGGGUUUCUCUCCGACAGACUGGGAAGAAGAAAACCUCUUGUGAUAGGAUCAGGUACAUUUGCUUUUUUUGUUCGCGUUGUAAGCUUGUUUUUUGAAGAGUUACAAAUUUGUCAACUUGUAAAAAUCCUAUCUGCGGUUCUCUUUUUCAGCAAUAUUAAUGAGUGUCUGUGCUGUCAUAUUGGCUGGAUUACAGGGGAAGUAUGCUUUUUAUGCAGCAAUGCCAGUGGCCUUGACUUUUGGUAAGAAGUUUAAAAACUUUAUACUUUUAUAUUCCGUUGAUGUCCGCGUCUAUGCAAAUCAUAAGGUUUUUUCUCUUAGAGCAGCUUUUUCACCUACACCUGUACUGACAAGCUUGGUUUGCAUCUGCUGAAAAAAUUACACGAUUACGGUUCAAUCAAAAUUCCCUAUGAGACCACAUCUGAAGACAGCAACGACAGCAACAAAACAAAAGAUAAAAAGAGCUCAAGUCCUCAUGGGCCAAAAUGUCGUGCUGAUUGUCAACACCCCCACCCCUCGCACAAAUCUUGAUGUUGCUGCAGAGUUGCUUUAGUUAUUGGGUGUAUUUGACAGUGUAUGUGAAUUCCCUUGUGCUUUCAGGGGUGGGCUUUGGAGCCUACUGUGCUGUAGAUUUUGCGCUUGUAAUGGAUGUACUUCCUAAUGACAGAGAAAAAGCCAAAGAUUUGGCAGUCUGGCAUCAGGUGAGUGAGUAAACUUUUAUUCAUGUCAAAACAGGUUUCGUGUUUGGAAAGCAGUGUUCAAAGCUUUCUUUUGAAAUUUUGAAGUUAUGAUGUCAAAUGCCAAAAUUUAAAAAAAAGAGAAAAAAGAAAGCUGUAGUACAUCUGCUACUAAACAGCUGUCAUUAUAAAUGAUCACUCUACUCUUCAUCAUCGGACUCGAGCGUACAGUGCACGGGAGGAGUAAACCUCACCAAAGUAGCCUGUAAGCAAGCUUUCCAUUUGAGGGAUCUGCGUGCGGCACGCGAAAGGAGAUGCGAGCCGCUUCUCUCGCCAUUCUAAAUGACGAAGUUGCUCGCAGGCUAUACCAAAGCAACUUUCAUUUGUUUGGUUGCAGUUAAAAAUUUCUUUAGUAGACUCCAGCUAAAUAAACCCCACUGAAAUCUUAGAAUUGUCCAUGUUGAGACUAGAAUAUGUCUAUUUUUUUUGCAGGCUUUAGUUCUACCACAAGCUAUAGCCACACCCACUGGAGGUAUCAUAUUGGACAUGUUUGAAAAGCUGAGAUGUGACAUCGGUCUUGGCUACAUCAUACUCUUUCUUGUAACAGCUGUCUAUUUUGUCCUGAGUGGAAUCUUUGUCUUCAACAUCAAGAAAGCAAAGUAGACAAGGAAAUAUUAGUCUGCGUGCUAACGUCUCAAAGAAAUAGGUGUUUACACUCCAGCCAACGCCUUUGUCAACAAAACUGCUCGGGUACUUUUAUGUUAUUCCGGGGUCUGGCUAGCCUGAUUCUUAAGCCCCGUUCACACCAAAACGGAGAUAGAAUUUUUUUUCUCCUUUUUAAUCCACCUUCCACACUAAAACGGUCGGCGAAAAAGGAAAAUUUUUAAAGAGGCGUUAAUAGUCACGUGAGAGCCGAGUCAGCGCCCGAUUAGGAAACGUUAGCAUUCUUUACCAAAUCUAUGGCCGAAAAUUUUCCGCAUUAGCGUGGAUGGUGGUAUUAUUUAGUAUUAUUUAGAACGCACUUGGAAUGAUAAUAUCCAUCAAUAUGGACGGAACAUUUUCACUCCUUUAUUGUUUUUUAGUUUGGAUGGUAGACUACGGGUAGUCCCCCAUUUGUCCUCAGGGAUAGUAGAGCGAGCGAAACGCGAUUGCGCGUGAAAAUCACCACACGCGAGAAAAGGCGACACGCGGCGGGGAGAGAGAGAAAUAAGUCAUUUGUAACAAACCCAAAGAAAAUUUCUUAUGGGAGUCAGAGAAUUCGGGGCGAAAAUGAUUGCCAAAUUUCACAAAAUUACAUCGUACACGUGAAACUUUCAGAAUUUUACCUGUGUUUGCACAGUUCUUGUGAGAUUUGACAUUCAUUUUCUCGGAGGUCCAUGCGAAGUUGUCUUUGGUGUUAUUACAGAUGACUAAUUACAUCUCUAGCCCUCGAAAAAUGGAAAAAAGAAUGGAAUAUUCUUUAAAUUUUUCUGGUAAAAGGUUUUUGUCCACUGAGAAUUAAAAUUACUCAAUUUCCUGGUGGAUUCCGUCUUAAAAUCUUAUGCCCCAUUCACACAUGUCAACAGAACAUCUUUAAUUAAACUAGGUUUUAAAAAGUGAAAAGAGACACGGAAUUCUGGAACACAGGUCUUCAA